AUGAAGGAAAGGAGACUUACCCAGCCUCUGGUGGAGAGAUGUAAACUGGUGUUGGUUGGGGACGUUCAAUGCGGGAAAACCGCAAUGUUGCAAGUCCUGGCCAAGGAUUCCUAUCCUGAGGUAUGCGAUUUCUACCUGCCACAUUUGAUUGGAUUACACACAAAACCUAAAGGCAUAGGCCUACUGGAAUAUUCUACAUACAUAGGCUAUAAAGAGAUGAUAAUUAGAUGAUAAAGACAAAGAGAAUGUGUCAAGUUUAUAUUUUCUAAUACCCUUAACUUUCAUUUUCACUAAUAACUGCAUUGCUAAAUUGUGUUAGAUUUAUGAUAGAACUCAAGUCAAGUGUCAAGACACAGAUGAUUUAUUGCUUAAUUCUUACAUAAUGCUUUAUCCCAAGAUAAGACUUAACAUCCUAAGUGUAUAAUUGAUAGGAAACAAUUAUUUCCUAUUUCUUAAAAUACUCAAAUACAUGGGUCUUAAAAUGAUUUGGCAUUUUUCUCUGUUAUCAUGGAGUUGGCAUUUGUUUUAAAAUGAUCAGAUGCCUUAUUUGGUCAGACAGACAGUAGGCAGUGGCACAGUAGCCACAAACUAGGAUGACCUUUAUAUGUAAAACUAACACUAUUUACACUGUAUGUAAAUGUCCUACUGAUGAUUACAAGGUUCACUAGUUCACAGGUUGACUGUAUUCUAAUUUCUAUAUCCUACAUUUACAUAGUGUAAUUCCCUGUAGUAAUACUAAUGAACCCAUUCCUUUCUGCAUCCACAGACAUAUGUUCCAACAGUAUUUGAGAACUACACCGCCUGUUUGGAGCUGGAGGACCAGCGCGUAGAGCUCAGUCUCUGGGACACGUCA
Messenger RNA from Coregonus sp. 'balchen', 853 nucleotides. Lineage: Eukaryota; Metazoa; Chordata; Actinopteri; Salmoniformes; Salmonidae. The record is from the annotation of a GenBank genome assembly.